This is a messenger RNA of Perca fluviatilis (European perch), 1470 nucleotides long. RefSeq names its product testis-expressed protein 26-like. The transcript has 8 exons. Gene Ontology annotation, cellular component: cytoplasm. The record is from RefSeq and is a predicted model, not a curated record. NCBI's taxonomy places the organism in Eukaryota, Metazoa, Chordata, Actinopteri, Perciformes, Percidae. Bases 372 to 1259 code for a protein of 295 amino acids.
UUAGCUUUUAUGAUAGCAACACGGCCAGACCAACCAGCCACCAUUACCAUGCUAACAUAUAGCAGGCUAGCUCAUAAUACAUUAGCGGACGUUACGCUAACCCGAGCGUAGUCGUUGAUAUGGUCAUUGGGUUAAUCUAUCGCACCUUGUUUUUAGAAGCUAAUGUCAGUGUUAGGUAACUAGCUACGCACCUAGCUAAGUUAGCAAGAUAGUGUUAAACAUCAGUGGGGGCUUGAUACCGUGUUAGCAUCUUAUCCAGCUCAGUCAUGCAACGCAACAUCAAGCCAUCAAUAAAGUGAACUGUCACCUGCAAAUGGAAAGGUUUUCAUUACACCGAAAACAACUAGCGCAAGGUACCGAAACAGUCACCAAUGGCAACCAAAGAGGGAAAACAGUGGUGGGAUCCAUAUGAAACAUCUCACAGAAGACAAUUUGUCUACCGUCCAAACUCAGCUGCAGAGAUUCUGCUGUGCCCAACGUCAACUUCAUUUAUAGGCUCCAAUUCACAGUCUAGACCUUUUGGUUCAACUGUGUACAACGAGGAUUUUUGCUGGAAGCCAGCCUGCAAACCUGAAUGCAUUCGCACAGGAACCGCCUCAGGGCAGAGGAGAAACAACCCGCAUCCCAGUCAGUCUUUCAUCAUGUGGAGGCUGCCUAGGGACGCCACACAAAGCUCUGAGUAUGUCAGCUUUCCUUGGAAAUGUCCCCCAUCUGAGGAGGAGAUCCGUAAGGCCUUGACAGCACAGUACAGCUCCAUCUACAGAUGUGACUACAUGGGUAUGCCUCAAGGAUGUGGUCAUAUUAAACAAGCAGAAAGAAGACUUACACCUCUGCACAGCAGGCGUGAAAUGCCGCUUUCUACUGAUACAGAGAUGAGGGACAAUUACCGCCAGCCAAAACAAAAACCUGAACUGCUGGACAACUACUCUCACUUCAGCUGCAGCACACAUCCUAACAUGGCCUGUCGUGGUAUAGUUCCAACUGUUGUGCAAAGGCAUACUCAGCAGAAAAGAUUAGAUUUGACCAACUACGACUGUGGAAAGAGAGUCACUGAUGUCACAUGUGUGAUAAAGUCUCUGCUGCCCCGGGAGCUGCAGCAAUUACACAGAAUUUUACCUGAGGAGGAAAAGGAGGCUUUAAGAACAGUUUUGAGUAAAGAUGUGUACCCAAACAACAAUGAGAAAGUGUGUAAACUCCCAGCUGUUGGGCUUAAGUCCUGCUCACCAGAGAGGAUAUCAAGCUGGCCAGGACCUCUCUGAACCUCAUGGCUUAUAUUAGUUGUUUCUUUAUCUGUCUUUGUAUUUAGUGUGUUUUUAUGUAAUUUAUUUUCAUGGUAGGGGUAAAACUGUAAUAAAUAACAUGACAUAAUAUAACCAAUAUACAUAAAUGAACAGUGUCUUGCAGAAUUAGAUUGCUGUCAUUUUUGUGUGGAACUCGUGCGUUGUGAUAAUUAAACAUCUCUGCCUGAUG